This is a messenger RNA of Oryctolagus cuniculus (rabbit), 4419 nucleotides long. Lineage: Eukaryota; Metazoa; Chordata; Mammalia; Lagomorpha; Leporidae. The record is from RefSeq and is a predicted model, not a curated record.
GCUAUCGGCUGUACUCUGAACUGUAGUUGCCAGAGUUUCAAACCUGGGAAAAUAAACCACCGCCAGUGUGAGCAGUGCAGGCAUGGAUGGGUGGCCCAUGCCCUGAGUAAGCUGAGGAUCCCUCCCGUGUAUCCAACAAGCCAGGUGGAGAUUGUUCAGUCCAAUGUAGUGUUUGAUAUUAGCAGCCUCAUGCUGUAUGGGACCCAGGCCAUUCCGGUUCGCCUGAAAAUCCUGCUGGACCGUCUCUUCAGCGUGUUGAAGCAGGAUGAGGUUCUCCAGAUCCUGCACGCCUUGGACUGGACCCUGCAGGAUUACAUCCGCGGAUACGUGCUGCAGGACGCAUCCGGAAAGGUGUUGGACCACUGGAGCAUCAUGACCAGUGAGGAGGAGGUGGCCACCCUGCAGCAGUUCCUUCGUUUUGGAGAGACCAAGUCCAUAGUGGAGCUCAUGGCGAUUCAGGAGAAAGAGGAGCAGUCGGUUGUCAUGCCGCCCGCCACCGCCGAUCUCAGGGCUUUCAUCGAGAGCUGCAGCCACAGGAGCUCCAGCCUCCCCGCUGCUGUGGACCGGGGAAACCCCAGCAGUAUGCACCCGUUUGAGAGCCUCAUAAACAACAUGACCUUCAUGCUGCCUUUCCAGUUCUUCAACCCUCUGCCUCCUGCCCUGAUAGGGUCGCUGCCUGAACAGUAUAUGCUGGAGCAGGCUCCGGACCAAAGCCAGGACCCCAAACAGGAAAUCCACGGGCCAUUUGCCAACAGCAGCUUCUUGACUUCCAGCUCCACGCCCUUUCAGAUCGAAAAGGAACAGUGCUUAAACUGUCCGGACGAUGUUGCCAAAAAGGAAGACUGUGCCCAUUUAAGUGACUCCAGCUCCUACAGCCUCGUCGCUAAGCUUGAGAGGACACAGCUGUCCCCUGAAGCCAAAGUGAAGCCCGAGAGGAACAGCCUGGGCACAAAGAAGGGCCGGGUGUUCUGCACGGCGUGCGAGAAGACCUUCUACGACAAAGGCACCCUCAAGAUCCACUACAACGCCGUUCACCUGAAGAUCAAGCACAAGUGCACCAUCGAAGGCUGCAACAUGGUGUUCAGCUCCCUGAGGAGCCGGAACCGCCACAGCGCCAACCCCAACCCUCGACUGCACAUGCCGAUGAACAGAAAUAACCGGGACAAGGAUCUCAGGAACAGCCUGAGCCUGGCCAGCUCUGAGAACUACAAGCACCCAGCUUUCACCGUGGUAUCUCCAGACUGCAGGCCGCUCCCCGGCUACAUGGGUUCAGGGGAGGAUUCCAAAGGCCAGCCAGCCUUCCCAAGCAUCGGGCAAAACGGCGUGCUCUUUCCCAACCUUAAGACUGUCCAGCCGGUCCUGCCUUUCUACCGCAGCCCGGCCACCCCCGCUGAGCUGGCCAACACGCCUGGGAUGCUGCCUUCUCUCCCUCUGCUGUCAUCUUCAAUCCCACAGCAGCUGGUUUCCAGCGAAAUGUCAUUUGAUGCUCUUCCCAAGAAAAAAUCCCGGAAGUCCAGCAUGCCUAUCAAAAUAGAGAAGGAAGCUGUGGAAAUAGCCAACGAGAAGAGGAGCACCCUUAGCUCAGACGAAGACGUGCCCCUGCAGGUGGUCAGCGAAGAUGAGCCAGAGGCCUGCAGUCCUCAGUCGGACAGGGCCCCUGAGGAGCAGCCAAUGCAGGCAGGAAGUUUAGGGAAACCGUUCCCCGAAGGCGAGAGGCCCUGCCAUCUCGAAUCCAUGAUGGAGUGCAGUGGAGCCAUCAGCCGAAGCCCCGAGCAGGCCACACACACCUCGGAGAGGGAGGGUGAGGAGAAGCUAGCGCUGACCAUGUUGCCGAGGGAGGUCAAGGACGGCGGCCGUGAGCACCACUUCGCAGCUGGGCUGGAGCCCCGGGUUCCUUUUCCUGACUAUGUGGGACUGCAGCAGCACUUGCUAGCCGGAGGCCUCUUCAGCGCUCUGUCCAGCAGGGGCCUGCCUUUCCCUUGUCUUGAAGAUUCCAAAGAACUGGACCACUUGGGUCAUCAGCACGCGUUAGCAAGGCAGAAGGAAGACAAUCGCUUCCAGUGUGACAUCUGCAAGAAGACCUUCAAAAACGCGUGCAGCGUGAAAAUGCACCACAAGAACAUGCACUCCAAAGAGGCGCACGCGUGCACGGUGGAGGGCUGUAAGGCCACCUUCCCUUCCCGCAGGAGCAGAGACCGACACAGUUCAAACCUAAGCCUCCACCAGAAAGUCCUGGACCAGGAAGCAGUGGAGAGCCCUGAAGACCACUUUCGAGCAGCUUACCUUCUGAAAGACGUGGCCAAGGAGGCCUAUCAGGAUGUGGCUUUCGCACAGCAAGCCUCCCAGACGUCCGUCAUCUUCAAGGGAACAAGUCGAAUGGGCAGUCUGGUUUAUCCAAUAACCCAAGUCCACAGUGCCAACCUGGAGAGCUACAGCGCCGGCCCCCUGAGUGAGGGCACCAUCCUGGACCUGAGCACUACCUCGAGCAUGAAGUCAGAGAGCAGCAGCCACUCCUCUUGGGACUCUGAAGGGGCGAGUGAGGAAGGCACCGUGCUUAUGGAAGACAGCGACGGGAACUGUGAAGGGUCCAGCCUUGUCCCCGGCGAAGAUGAGUACCCCAUCUGUGUCCUGAUGGACAGUGCCGACCAGAGCCUCGCCAGCCUGCCUUCCGGCCUGCCCAUCACCUGUCACCUCUGCCAAAAGACGUACAGUAACAAAGGGACCUUCAGGGCCCACUACAAAACCGUGCACCUCCGCCAGCUGCACAAAUGCAAAGUGCCGGGUUGCAAUACCAUGUUCUCAUCCGUUCGCAGUCGGAACAGGCACAGCCAGAACCCCAACCUGCACAAAAGCCUGGCCUCGUCUCCAAGUCCCCUCCAGUAAGGAGAAGGCAGACCAAGCUGGCUCAGAUAGGCAUCGGCCAUAAUUCAGGAAAAGUGUAGUCCAAAGAAACAUUUCUGACUGUUUAAUACCGUUCGGGACAAGCCAGGCAAAAAGGACUUGACUUUCCAGUUUUCUACAGCAGGACGAGCAAAGGACAAGCCCUGUGGGAAGCUGACGUUGGGGCAGCCCUCCCCGUUAGAUUGUUUCUCAGCCAGAGAGGUUUGUCACUGACAUGAGGAAAACUCGCAGAAACGCGGUUUUUCCUGGAUUUGUUUACACGUUCCCCGAGAGCACUCCAGGUCUGCAGAUCAACAGUGGGGGCCCAGGCCCCGGGAGCAGCUUCUAGUGUGGCUGGCAGUGUUAAAGGUCAAGGAAGCGUUCCAGAGGAGGCGACUGCAGACAAGCAAGACGCCAGGCCCAACGAGCCCAUUUUCAGUUUCUUCUUCCGAUGAGUAUGCAAUCCAGACUGGAAUUCGGGAAGAUGACACUCGGAGACCAUCCCUCCAUUGUUACCGUGGCCUCGUCCCCCUGCUCCGCCCCCCCCCCCCAUAGGCCUCAUGUGUUGUUCCAGGGCGUUCUGGGAGGAAGAGAUGGGCCUCCAACACGUUCCUUAUUAAUGAUGGAUCUGUAACAUGCAUUCAAGCUAGGGGAAAGUACUUCAUGCACUUAAAAAUAGUGGUAUUCAAUUUAAUUUAAAGUGACUUUGAAAAUAUUUAAUUUGUGUUUGUUAUGUGAGUAUCUGUGUGAGUGCAGACAUGUCAGUGUCACCUCCGGAUCUCUGUUUAGAAACAGAAUAGGUGACCACUUAAACUUCAGAAACACUGCCCGUUUGCUCUAGGUGCACCUCAGUCAGCCCACCUGGAUCCUCAGUGGAGGAGUGGGGGCACGAUCCUGCCAGGGCCGCGUGUCCGCCGGAGCGUGUGAUUGGACAGUGUGGUUCUGGUGGUGGCUCUGUGGCGUCGGCAUCACUGGACCCCUUUCCUCGCUUCUUUUAUAAACGUGUAAGAUUAGGAUGAACUUCGGAAUUUACUCGGUAGGAAAACAAGUAGGACAUUAUCGCCAUACUGUAUGUCUCAAUAUUUAACUUAUUCUGAAAUAUAUUCCACACCACUGUACACAUUUUCCAUUGUAGAAAGGAAGCCUAAUCAGCCCCGUGGAAUCAGAUUGUCUCCUGGACUUCAGCAUUCACAGUCUUCUAAAAGCCUGUGUAGGUAAAAAGAAGUUGAUUUUCUGUUCAUCUUUUAAACUCCAUGGUUGAUUUAAGUAAUAAAAUAAAUUCCUAAAAUUGAGGAUUAUAAAAGAUAUAACUCCUCUGGCCUGAAGGUAUUUCAGCGGUUUUUGUUUUUUGUUUUUUGUUUUUUUUAAAUAAAUGUGACAACUUAAAACUUGUCUCUGCUUAAAAUGAGAUGUAUCUUCAACUGUUUUGUUACCCAGCUGUUUAAUAAUACAGUUUCUCCAGAGUGGAAAAAUUUGUAUACAAAUGUUUUCUAUGAUUUAAUAAAAAUAUAUGGCACAUCUUUUGUUUAAAAAGGCAAA